This is a messenger RNA of Copidosoma floridanum, 747 nucleotides long. Its product is annotated as ras-related protein Rab-34. The record is from RefSeq and is a predicted model, not a curated record. Lineage: Eukaryota; Metazoa; Arthropoda; Insecta; Hymenoptera; Encyrtidae. Gene Ontology annotation, molecular function: GTPase activity; GTP binding.
AUGUUAGAGACCCGAUCGGCGAUUUACAAGAUGAUGAACAGCGACGUUAGCAGUGACCGCACGAUACGCAAGUGGCCGGUACCAUACGCAGGGGACAAAACACCGUAUCAGGAGCGCGACUUCAGCGGAGCAGUGCGCCGGGUUUGCGCCGCCCAGCCGCUUCUUCCCCGCAUUUCGAAAGUCAUCGUGCUGGGGGACGUCGCGGUCGGUAAGACCAGCUUGGUCAAUCGAUUCUGUCACAAGUCGUUCGACAACAAUUACAAGGCAACGAUCGGCGUCGACUUCGAAGUCGAGAGAUUCGACAUACUCGGCGUUCCUUUCAACUUGCAAAUCUGGGACACGGCGGGCCAGGAGAGGUUUAAAUGCAUCGCUGCGUCGUACUACAGGGGAGCUAAUGUAAUCAUGAUAGUCUUCGAUUUGGGAAGCCUCAUGUCGCUGCAUCAUUGCAAUCAGUGGCUGAACGAGGCGAAUCACAGCAACACCGGACCUUAUCACAUCUUCCUCGUCGGGACUAAGCGCGACUUACUGUCGAACCAGGUGUACGAGAUAGUGGAGGCCAAGGCGUUGGAGAUAUCGCGGCGCAUGAGGGCCGAGCUAUGGGCCGUGUCGGCGAGGAGCGGCGACGGCGUGGCCGAGCUGUUCGCCAGAGUUGCAGCGCUGGCCUUCAACGCGAGCGUCCUCCGCGAGGUGCAUAGCGCCCGCCUCGAGCCCAUAGUCCUCGGUACCGAUCUCAUCAUUGAUAAGUAA